AUGGGAUGGAAAAUACUUCCCAUCUGCUUGACGCUGCUGCUCCCUGCUUUCUUGAUUCAACAAGCUUCAUCUCAAGAUUUAUCAAGCUGUGCAGGGAGAUGUGGGGAAGGGUAUUCUAGAGAUGCCACCUGCAACUGUGAUUAUAACUGUCAACACUACAUGGAGUGCUGUCCUGAUUUCAAGAGAGUCUGCACUACAGAGCUCUCCUGCAAAGGCCGCUGCUUCGAGUCCUUCUCACGAGGCAGGGAGUGUGACUGUGACUCCCAGUGUAAAGAGUUUGGCAAGUGCUGUGCUGAUUAUGACAGCUUCUGCGAAGAAGUGCAUAACCCCACAUCACCACCUCCAAAGACUGCACCUCCGCCUCCAGGAGCACCUCCCAUCAUCAAAUCAACCACCAAACGCUCACCCAAACCACCAAAAAAGAAGACUAAGAAAGUUGUAGAAUCAGAGGAAAUAACAGAAGAACAUUCUGUUUCUGAAAAUCAAGAGUCUUCCUCCUCCUCCUCCUCUUCCUCUUCAACUAUUCGGAAAAUCAAGUCUUCCAAAAAUUCAGCUAAUAGAGAAUUACAGAAGAAACCAAAAGUAAAAGAUAACAAGAAAAACACCCCUAAAAAGGAACCUAAUCCAGAAGCACCAGUUGUAGAUGAAGCUGGAAGUGGACUGGAUAAUGCUGAGUCCAAGCUCACGCCACCUCCUGACAAUCCUACCACUCCAUCUCCCAAGAGCACAGCAGCAAAACCAGCAAGUGCUAAACCCAGUCUUGCACCUAAUUCUGAGACUACCAAAGAGGCAUCUUCAACUUCCAAUAAAGAGACAACCGUUGAAACGAAGGAGACUUCUACGACGAACAAACAGACUUCUGCCAGUAAGAAAGAGAAAACGACUUCAGCUAAAGAGAUACGGAGUGCAGAGAAUAAAGAUGCUGCCCCCACAGCUGACGCUCCCACACCUACCGCCUCCAAGAACGCAGCUCCUACUACCACCAAGAAGCCAGUGCCCACUACUACAAAGGAACCAGCUCCCACCACCACCAAGAAGCCUAUAACUACAACCAAGGAACCUGCUCCUACCACGCCCAAGAAGCCUGAACCCACCACCCCCAAGGAGCCUGAGCCCACUACCAAAAAGCCUGAGCCCACCACCCCCAAGGAGCCUGAGCCCACUACCCCUAAGGAGCCUGAACCCACCAGCCCCAAGAAACCAGCUCCCACGAUGCCUAAGGAGCCUGAACCCACCACCCCCAAGGAGCCUGAGCCCACUACCCCCAAGGAGCCUGAGCCCACUACCCCCAAGGAGCCUGAGCCCACUACCCCCAAGGAGCCUGAGCCCACUACCCCCAAGGAGCCUGAGCCCACCACCCCCAAGGAGCCUGAGCCCACAACCCCUAAGGAGCCUGAACCCACCACCCCCAAGGAGCCUGAGCCCACCACCCCCAAGGAGCCAGCUCCCACAACACCUAAGGAGCCUGAACCCACCACCCCCAAGAAGCCAGCUCCCACAACACCUAAGGAGCCUGAGCCCACCACCCCCAAGGAGCCAGCUCCCACAACACCUAAGGAGCCUGAGCCCACCACCCCCAAGGAACCUGAGCCCACCACCCCCAAGGAGCCAGCUCCCACAACACCUAAGGAGCCUGAGCCCACCACCCCCAAGGAGCCAGCUCCCACAACACCUAAGGAGCCUGAACCCACCACCCCCAAGGAACCUGAGCCCACCACACCCAAGGAACAAGCUCCCACCACCCCCAAGGAACCUGAGCCCACCGCCCCCAAGGAGCCAGCUCCCACAACCCCUAAGGAUUCUGAACCCACCACCAAGGAACCAGUUCCUACCACCCCCAAGGAACCUGAGCCCACCACCCCCAAGGAACCAGCUCCCACAACCCCUAAGGAGCCUGAACCCACCACCCCCAAGAAACCAGCUCCCAUAACCCCUAAGGAGCCUGAACCCACCACCCCUAAGGAGCCUGAGCCCACUACCACAAAGAAGCCUGAACCCAGCACCCCUGAGGAACCGACUCCUGAGGUAAGCGAACCUGAAACGAUAGCAGCUAAAGAGAAGACAACAGAAAAAGACACACCCAAAACUACAACUGUUGCCCUUAAGACAACAAUUACCCCAGAAGAGACUACCAAAUCUGAAUCAAGUACCACCACACAAGUAACACCUACAACUCAAGAAACCACAUCACCCCAAAAAACUACCAUGAAAGCAACUACUCUCGUACCCAAAGUACCGGAGCCGACUGAAGAGACUCUGAACAAACCUGAAGAACCGACCCCUGCACCUGAAGAUUCUGAUGAUUCUAAGACACCUCCAAAACCCCAGAAACCAACCAAAGCACCCAAGAAGCCCACCUCUACCAAAAAGCCAAAAGCACCCAAGAAGCCCACCUCUACCAAAAAGCCAAAAGGGAGAAAACCAAAAACCACACCAUCUCCUGUAAAGACAACUCCAGCAAUGCCUGAAGUGAACACCACCCCCUUAGAAGUCGUGUUACCAACCACCGCCAGCCCUAACCAAACUCCAAACUCAGAAGCAGCUGAAGUAAACCUCGAUCAUGAAGAUGCGGAAGGAGGUGAAGGAGGAAAACGUGUAAUGAUUCCCAGCCCCCCUGUGUUAUCCCCCAUUGUUAUUCCAGGCAAUGAUAACAUGGCCAGCACACUCAACCACGGCAUGAACAUCAAUCCCAUGCUUUCAGAUGAGACCAAUUUAUGCAAUGGUAAGCCAGUGGAUGGACUGACUACUUUGCGCAAUGGGACGUUAGUUGCAUUUCGAGGUCAUUAUUUCUGGAUGCUAAAUCCAUUCAGACCCCCAUCUCCACCGCGCAGAAUUACAGAAGUCUGGGGUAUUCCUUCUCCUAUUGACACUGUUUUCACUAGAUGCAACUGUGAAGGGAAAACUUUCUUCUUUAAGGAUUCUCAGUACUGGCGCUUCACCAAUGACGUACAGGAUGCUGGGUAUCCUAAACAAAUUGUCAAAGGCUUCGGGGGACUGACAGGGAAGGUAGUGGCGGCUCUGUCAAUAGCCAAGUACAAUGACAGGCCUGAAUCUGUGUACUUCUUCAAGAGAGGUGGCAACAUACAGCAGUACACUUAUAAACAUGAGCCCAUGAGAAAGUGCACUGGAAAGAGGCCCGUUAUAAACUACUCCGUGUACAGGGGAGCGGCGCAGGUCAGGAGGCGCCGCUUUGAGCGUGCUGUCGGACCUCUCCAGACACACACCUUCAGAAUCCAUUACUCGAUGCCCAUGAGAGUUGCUUAUCAAGACAAGGGUUUCCUCCAUAAUGAAGUUAAAGUGAGCACACUGUGGAGAGGGUUUCCAAGUGUUGUUACCUCGGCAAUAGCACUGCCUAACGUCAGAAAACCCGACGGCUACGAUUACUACGCCUUUUCUAAAGAUCAGUACUACAACAUCGAUGUGCCAACUAGAACAGCGAGAGCAAUUACUACUCGUUCUGGGCAGACUCUCUCCAAAGCCUGGUACAACUGCCCUUAG
Onychomys torridus (southern grasshopper mouse) is the source of this 3498-nucleotide messenger RNA. It is a transcript of the gene Prg4, whose product is annotated as proteoglycan 4. The transcript is spliced from 12 exons. Gene Ontology annotation, molecular function: polysaccharide binding; scavenger receptor activity. The coding region runs from base 1 to 3498 and encodes 1165 amino acids. The record is from RefSeq and is a predicted model, not a curated record. Gene Ontology annotation, biological process: immune response. NCBI's taxonomy places the organism in Eukaryota, Metazoa, Chordata, Mammalia, Rodentia, Cricetidae.